AUGUAUAUGUAUUUCAUACUGUUCCAACACUGUAUUUUCCUAAAUUAAUGUAUGAUUCACUAAGUAAAACAUCAACAUUGUUGUUAAUGAAAUUCCUUGUUACCUAUUUGAGGCACAGUAACCCUUUUAGACUAAAGGACCCAGCUUCCUCUUCAAAUGGUUGGGGUCAAAGGUCCUUUGUCCCAGCAGUCUUUAUUACCAAGUGUCAUCAUAUGAAGUUGAUAAUAUUGGUUCAGUGGAGCCAUUAUUACUCAUUUAUUGCUUUGUAUUUGAAUGAUCUAAUGCUCACCAGCAGACGCCCUGUUACACCUUUCAGUCUGGAGAGAAAGAAGACUGUAUUAAGUCCUGUGUUUGAUAUACUUUGGUUUCACUAUGUUUGUGGAUGUACAAUAUGAAUUAUGUAUGACAGAGUUAAUAUUUAGAAAAUAGGUACCUGAAAUGGAAAGAAAAGGGUAAUGUGCGAGAACGAGGUGUGCAGAGGAAGCCCACAGCUGGUACAGUAUGUUACUGGCAAGCAAGUAGUUGUAAAUAAAAAAAAAUGUUGGCCACGCUGUUACCGUAAUGUCUUGCAUAGCAAACCCCUUCAAAAAUGUACUUUAAAAAAGGAUUAUUCUAAGUAGAAUAGUUACACAAUUUAAAAAAAAUAAUAGGUUUAUUGUAUAUAGCGCUUUUCAUUACAAAGAGAAUUUCAGAUACGCUUUAAAAAAUAAUACAUUUAGGGGUCUGGCAGUGGCAAGUGAUGGUGUUCCACUGCAGUUCAGAAAUGCUGUGGUUAGUGGAGGGAGUGUUGAUGGUACAGGGAGGGAGAAGUGUCAAGUCAGAUACUGUAGACAGGCCCGGAGCUCUUCCUCGGGCACCUUUGCCGUAUCCUGCACGAUGUUUUUAUUUAAUUUUGUAUUUAUCUACAGAUAUACACAACACACAUGAACAGAAAACAUCCCUGUAUUACCAAGGAAACUCGCGUACGUGUCUAAACCCAAAUUCCCCAGAUCCACUCACUUGGGCAUGAACCGAUGCUCAAACGAGCUUUGUCCUUCCCUUUUUAUUCAUGGUGAUUCGUGGCAACUUUAUUUGAAUGAAUCAAAACACUGUCAUGGUCAAAAUCACUAUCGGGUCACAUCUUCACACCUCAAUACUGUCAUCCUCGUACCAAUCUUCAUUAUCACCAUUAAAAUAAUUUAAAAUAUCUAAACCCCGGGGCAUAUUUCUUAAUCCAGCCCUGACCCAACGUAAUACUUGUACCAUACAACCUUCUCUCUGGAAAAGCGAGUGAGAAAUAACUUACUACUGGUGUUAUUACGGUAUAUUUGACAGUGAAGGCCAAGGGGGAGAGGCAUUUCGAAUUGAGUUAGAUGUGAAAAAAUCAAGAGCUUGUGUCAGCUUUCCCUCCCAACUGUACAUACCAGAAAACCUCUGUGACCUCCGUGUACCAUUAUGUGGCUCUGGGCACUGCUUCCGAUCUGCUUGGCGGUGUUUGGCACUGUGGGCAUAUGGGUGGUGUUUGGUAUCGCUGUAUCGAAUGAGACUGUUAACAUCACAGAUAGAUUCCCUUACAUCAGUGAGUGUGGCACCUAUAAUCCACAGAGCUGCAUCUUUGCUCAGAUCUGCAACGUCUGUGCUGUCUUGGCCCUGUGGGUUGUGGUGAUCCGGUUUCAGCAGGUCAGGGACUAUGGUCAGAACAGCAAGGUGAACAUCGCCAGUAUCGUACUGGGCUUCAUCUCCUGUGUGGGCAUCUCCCUCAUCGGAAACUUCCAGCAAUCUGUAGUGAUGGGGAUCCACUUGUUGGGAGCGUUCCUGGCGUUCUUCGUGGGCCUGGCCUACUUCUGGCUGCAGGUGUGGCUCUGCUACAAAGCCCAUCCCUUUAAAGACCGUCACUGGGUUGGACCUCUUCGAGCUACAUUCUGUAGCAUCUGCACCGUCCUGGUCAUCACCAUGGCUAUACUUCAUAAUACCGGCUACAAAUCUGGAGCGGCCAUUUGCGAGUGGGCCUUGGUCAUGUCCUUCUUUGUCCUUUUUGGCCUCUUUGGGUCCGAGUUCCGUCACAUCGACUUCCACCAGCUCACCGUGCAGAAACAACGUCUGAAGACACAGAGCAUCAACGGAGUGGUCAGAAUGAAUGAUGUUUCAUAGUACAGCCAAUGAGGCAGGUAGCCAAGUGGUUAGAGCGUUGGACUAGUAACCUGAAAGGUUGCAAGAUCGAAUCCCCGAGCUGACAAGGGGGGGGGGGGAAUCUGUCGUUCUGCCCCUGAACAACCCACUGUUCCUAGGCCGUCAUUGAAAAUAAGAAUUUGUUCUUAAAUGACUUGCCUAGUUAAAUACAAAUACAAAUGAGACCGUGACAAUGAUCAUGCAUUGAUACACUGUUCUUAACAUCUAAAGACACACACUAGGUUAUUUUGACUCAGCUAGUUUGGUUGCGUUAAUAACCUAACAUGUUGGGUUGUUUGGAAUACCCAAACAUGGGUUAAUUUAAACAUUGGUAGUUUAAAAAAAAAUGUAAUCCAGGUUAUUUUCAUGAGGCGUGGCCUAUUAGGGGCGUGGCUUCCAGAUAAUGAUUUUUGUAUCACAAAUCGAAUUGUCGUCUUGUACUGUUAUUCAGUCAAGCAGAUCUAAGAUUUUCUCCCCUUUUGGUUUUUAUUUUUGUACCAACAGAAAUGAUUUAAAUGUCACAUCAAGACAUGAACACUGUAAACAUAUCCACACUAUUUAUGUAGAAGGAGAUAUGAUACAGGAAUGGAUACUUUUUCAAGUCAUGCGGGUUUACAUAAGUGUCUGAUGAGGGUUUACGUAACUAAGUGUUUUUAAUUUUGCUGAUGUUAAAUAAAAUGUUACUUUAAACAUACUGUACAGAGAA
Molecule: messenger RNA, 2854 nt
Organism: Salvelinus fontinalis (brook trout)
Lineage: Eukaryota; Metazoa; Chordata; Actinopteri; Salmoniformes; Salmonidae
Product: modulator of macroautophagy TMEM150B-like
Exons: 7
Coding region: 1435-2130 (231 amino acids)
Source: RefSeq, a predicted model, not a curated record